CUCUGUGUUUUUUGUUUUUUUUGUUUCAACUUUUGAAAAUAAAGUUUCCAGAAUGGUGGAAAAAUCUGAUGAUGAAAAGCAUUUUUCUUGGCGUUGCUUGCUUUUACAGCUGUCAUUGCUGUCUCUUCUUGUAGCUUUCCUCUGUUUCUUAAGCUCUCAUGGGUUCUGCUUCUCCUCUCUCCUAAUAACCAUGGCAAUCUUGUUCAUCUCCACUUCUGUUUUCUUUCUAAGAUCCUUCAAGAAAAAGACAAGAGUACUAUGUUCCGCUGAGAGAUCCCAAGAAGAAGCUUAUGAUGAUGAAUAUGAGGAUGAAGAUGGUCUCAUUGAGAUUGCUCUUGUGAGUGAAGAAGCAGAGACUAUAGAGGCAAUGAGAAACAUUGAUUACGAAGAUCAGGCAGAAGAGAUUGGUGAUGUGAAUAUGGAAGAAGAUAACCUUAUCGAGAUUGAUAUUUCCAUUGGGUCUAUUAAAAGACGAUUGUAAUCUAAUUCGAUAGAUCUCAUGAUCAGUUGAUCACACCAUCGUUUCCGGUUUUUUUUCCAUUAUUUUCCAUUUCAAAUGUACAAAAGAAUAUCAAAUAUAUUUAGUGUUCUAGAUAUUUGGUGACUAUAGGGUUUAGGGUUUAAGGAU
Molecule: messenger RNA, 628 nt
Organism: Capsella rubella
Lineage: Eukaryota; Viridiplantae; Streptophyta; Magnoliopsida; Brassicales; Brassicaceae
Exons: 1
Coding region: 53-481 (142 amino acids)
Source: RefSeq, a predicted model, not a curated record